Molecule: messenger RNA, 2343 nt
Organism: Dermochelys coriacea (leatherback sea turtle)
Lineage: Eukaryota; Metazoa; Chordata; Testudines; Dermochelyidae
Gene: POLE3
Product: DNA polymerase epsilon 3, accessory subunit
Exons: 5
Coding region: 428-859 (143 amino acids)
Biological process (GO): leading strand elongation; DNA damage response; heterochromatin formation
Cellular component (GO): epsilon DNA polymerase complex; CHRAC
Molecular function (GO): protein heterodimerization activity; chromatin DNA binding
Source: RefSeq, a predicted model, not a curated record
GCUGGGCUGUGACUCCCACUGACCCCCCCCCCCCCGCCCUUGGGUGCCCGUUAAUAGGCUGGUGGCGGCUAAGCCUCGCGCUGCCCCCAGUGCCCAACGGCAGCUGGCUGGGCUGAGGGGGCAGCUCCCCUAGGGCGGAGGGGCUCUGGCAACAUAUUUCCCUGUAACGCCCGCCCUAAAGCGCAGCUCUGCUGUGAGGGGCUGUUCGCUGGCGCGCUGAGGCUCCCGAUCUGCUCCGCUGACAAGUCAGCAGGCGGCUUGGCUACCUGCCAGCCCUGCAAAGUCCCUCCGGGCUUUGAGAACCAAGCCGGGCCCUUUCCUGCCUCUUCUUCCCCACCAGCCAUACAGAUCCUGCAGCUCUGCGCUGGCUGGCAGCUGAGUAGCCCCACUGUUGUGCUGGGUUUUACUCAGUUCUAGGUGUUCAGAGAUGGCGGAAAGACCAGAGGACUUGAACUUGCCCAAUGCUGUCAUCACUCGGAUAAUUAAAGAAGCACUUCCUGAUGGAGUAAACAUUUCCAAGGAAGCUCGUAGUGCAAUAUCUCGAGCUGCAAGUGUGUUUGUGUUGUAUGCAACAUCAUGUGCAAAUAACUUUGCAGUGAAGGGGAAGAGGAAAACACUGAAUGCUGGAGAUGUCCUCUCAGCCAUGGAGGAAAUGGAGUUCCAGAGAUUCAUAGCCCCUUUAAAGGAAUCUUUGGAAGUUUACAGGCGUGAGCAAAAAGGAAAGAAAGAAGCAAGGAAAGACAAAGACAAGAAGGCAGACUCUGAGGAACAAGACAAGAGCAGGGAGGAGGAGAAUGAUGAGGAUGAUGAACGGAUGGAGGAGGAGGAACAAAAUGAUGAUGAAGAGGUGGAUAACUGAGCUUCCUGGAGAGACGGCCCUCUUCCUAGGGAUAUAAAUACUGUAAAUCAACCUUGUUGUGUCCUCUUGUUUUCCGGUUUCCAGCAAAGCUCCAUGUUGUUCCUCUGAGGCCCAUACCUCCUGGCUUUAAUUCUCAGAAGGAGGUGGGCACUCUGAGACUGACAGCUGUAGUGGAAAGGUCACGUCUUCCCCAUUGCAUGGGGCACUUGGCACACUCUCUCCAGAUUCUGAAAAGCCAUUGAUAUCAAUGACUGGUCUUUAAUACUGGGUUUGUUCUGUGAUGCAAAAUGGAAUUUCCAAGAUUCUCACAGAGAAAGCUGUGCAGGAGAAUCUGCAGAAAAGUGUUGAAUAACUUUGUUUUUGCUAACUAGGUCUGAGUUUGAAUUUAAUAGGCCUUAGGCCUGUUGCAUUUAGGUUGUACAUAAUAUGUUAGAGAGGUGCCAUAAUGGUUUAGAAUGCUGCACCCAUGAGGGUUUUGUAUAAGGGGGGGAUGGAGGUUGUUUUAGCUGGAUCCUUUCAUUCUGAUCGUGCCUUCUCUUUCCAAAGUGACUGACAGUCCCAAUAGGCAAUACUACUGUACAAGGAUCAACUCUCCACAGGACUGACUCUUCUGCCCAGGAUCAGUCAAAUUCAAAGGGCUGUACUGUGCUUCUGUAACAUAACUUAAUACCGUAAGUCCUUAUUUCUGUUUUAAAAAAUACUGAGAGCCUGACAAGGUUUUAUAAAAAUAUCUGAAAGAAAAGUAACUGCUAAGAAAGCUUAACUGUGUCCCAAGUGCGACACUGGGGAAAGGUUUGGAUUGAGUUGCUGGCAAACUAUUUUCCCAAGGUAAGGUGGAUCAGGCCUAUAGAAGUUUAAAGGAAGCGUCACCCCAAUCUAAUUUGUUUUUCCUAGUAGUAGUAGUUUUGGCCUCUAUAGUUGAGGUCUUGCUCCUGAACACCUUCCCCUUUUACACGUGGAGAAGGUACAUAUUGUGAGGAGCUCAUCCUUUAAUAAUAACCCCGUUCUGUGUAAUCUUUAAAGAAGAACUUAACUCUGCUAUUUGAGCUAAACUAAAGUCUGACAAAGGAAAGUUGGAAAAAUUUGAAAUAAGUUAAAAAUUGUUAAAAAUUCACCAGUUCUAUUGAUAUACCAGUUAAAACAUGAAUGAAUGCUUGUAUGAAACUGCACAACUUUGUUUUUCGCUUCUGCUGGAGCAACACUCGCGCGGCAAACGUUGCAGGAGCUGUGCUGCCCUCACGUUGCUACAGCUGUGAUAAUUCCUACAUGAGGAUCCCAGAUGGAGGAAGUCACUAUCUGAUAAUCACCAAAGAUCUGGUGUUCAGCUGCUGCAGGACUACACAUUUAAAACAAUUUAAGUUGUGACUGGCUCUGUAAAGAUGUUCAGUUAUGCAAGCAGAUCAUUCUCGCACCUCUGUUUUUCUCUUGUAAUACAUAUUUGAACUCCAUCUCCUCUUUUAUUUAAAUAAAAGCCAAGUUCUCUA